UUACCAGGUACACAGGACCCUACCUCCCUCACUCCCUUCAGGGUCUGAGCUAUAGGCAGUGCCUUCAGCUCUGGGCUCUGGCACCUUUAUCCUUGUUUGUGCGAUUAAGGACUUUCAAGUGUUGGUGGACUUAGGUGUGGAUCAAAGUGUUUCUCAAUAUCCUUGGUUCUACCUCUGCUGUCACAAACAUCAGCAUGGCAGGAUCUCGUUACCCUUCAUCUAAUCCAAAAAUAAAUCUCCAAGAAAUGAGCCAGGAUUUGCACUUCCAGCUGACAAGGAACCAAAAGGACUUCCAAAACCUCAAAGAGAAGUAUCUUAUAUAUGAGGCCAUGGCCUAUUCCCUGGCCAACCAGUUGAAGAAACUUAAGUGUGAAGAGAGUCAAGAACUCAUCGAGUCCGUGCUGAGGAGGCCACAGUCUGAGCAAGAGCAGGUGGCAAAGAAUCCUACACCUGCUGAGAUCCUCAGGAAACACAAUGUCCUAAUUCAAGACCAGGACCGAGAACUGAGACAGUUACACCAGAAGUUACAAGAAGGGAGAGUUAUGUCUCAGAUACUCCUUCAUCUUCUCAAGAAGCUCCUCACCCAGCAAGACCCUAACAACCGCCAGGGGCAGGAUUACCAACGACGACUAGCUGAGAUAAUCAGGAUGACAGAGCGCCUUGUUAGGAUGCUUGACCCAGAAAACAAAAAUGAUCCCGAAGAGAUGAAAGGAGAUCGAUUUGCCCCCAGAAAACAACAUUGAUCAAGUGGAGGAAGUCCAAGCCCUACCAUUAAGCAGGAUUUUGUGCAUUGACUAAAAGGAUUGGAAAUAUUUGAAGACCUCUAUUCCAGCAGCCACACUGAGCCCACCAGGGUUCCCAGGCCUAAUACUCUAGCUUUCCAUCAUGCUACAGGCAAUCCAGUAUCCCUCCAAUAAAUAACUUUCUCUCUUAA
Molecule: messenger RNA, 934 nt
Organism: Oryctolagus cuniculus (rabbit)
Lineage: Eukaryota; Metazoa; Chordata; Mammalia; Lagomorpha; Leporidae
Source: RefSeq, a predicted model, not a curated record